AUGACAAGUAUUUUGAAUGGUACAAGAUUUAUGUUUAUUGAACCCCUACCUGAUGGGAAAUGCCUACCGAGAACAAACUAUUGUGCUGGUGUCCAAUGUAAAAUAUUUCAUUUUGGACAACCUAAGAAAACAGGUAACCUGGUUUGUACCAACUGCUGGAGUACUAACCACACUAGAUCAAGGUGUACAUCCGAUACAUGUUGCAAAGUCUGCAAACAGCCUGGGCAUGCCCCUGGUGACAAAUCAUGCCCCCACUAUGAACCUCAGAAACAUGUUAUACCUUUUUGUGGAGCCGAUGAUGUCCUUUCAAAUUUUUUUCCUUGCGAGUUGGAUUUCUGUGGCGUCAAACAUAAGUCUGCUGAACAUGCUUUUCAAUAUACAAAAGCACUGCGUUGUGGCGACUUGGACGCAGCAAAUACCAUUAAGGAUGCAGAUGAUGCGCUUUCUGCCCUGCGUCUUGGGAAAAAAAUCAAAACCAAUGAACAAUGGGAGUCGACAAAAAAGGAGGUCAUGGAGGAUAUCCUUGAAAACAAGUGUGUUCAAGUCCCAGUCUUCUUAGAAAAGCUGAGAACCGCUAAGCAGUCCACAACCUUCGUGGAAGCCACUUAUAACAACGAGUGGGGAUCGGGACUGGAUCGUACGGGGACACUUAAUACCAAACCAGAUCACUGGCCGGAAUCUAAUAUCCUCGGUGUCAUGAUGAAGAAAAUCUCCAAAAAAGUUCGAAAAAGGAAACUAAGCGACAGCAUUAGUCGAAAACAAAAACAAGCUCAUCGUGAACAAUCAAGACAGCGCAAUAUCGUUCAGAUGCUGAAGGAUCUAAGAACUGCGUCCGACAGUGACGUUUCAGGGUGCAAUGCCGAUUCCGAUAGCUCUGAAGGGGACAAAUAGACAUUCAAGAUCCUCAAUCAUGACGCUG
Messenger RNA from Saccostrea cuccullata (small rock oyster), 919 nucleotides. RefSeq lists its product as uncharacterized. The transcript has a single exon. The record is from RefSeq and is a predicted model, not a curated record. NCBI's taxonomy places the organism in Eukaryota, Metazoa, Mollusca, Bivalvia, Ostreida, Ostreidae. Bases 1 to 891 code for a protein of 296 amino acids.